Hyalella azteca is the source of this 1530-nucleotide messenger RNA. RefSeq lists its product as uncharacterized. The coding region runs from base 1 to 1311 and encodes 436 amino acids. The transcript has 12 exons. NCBI's taxonomy places the organism in Eukaryota, Metazoa, Arthropoda, Malacostraca, Amphipoda, Hyalellidae. The record is from RefSeq and is a predicted model, not a curated record.
AUGAUACAGACGUGGGGCCAGACGUGGCUGAACCAGACGUGGCUGAACCAGACGUGGCUCAACCAGACGUGGCUCAACCAGACGUGGCUCAACCAGACGUGGCUGAACCAGAUGUGGCUGAACCAGACGUGGCUCAACCAGACAUGGCUGAACCAGACGUGGCUCAACCAGACGUGGCUCAACCAGAUGUGGCUGAACCAGACGUGGCUCAACCAGACGUGGCUCAACCAGACGUGGCUCAACCAGACGCGGCUGAACCAGACGUGGCUCAACCAGACGUGGCAGCUUCGUCCUGAGUUUCAUCAUCCGUGGAGGGAAAUUAAUGAAUUUUACAUCGUCACGCAGAAUUUCGCAGCGGUGGCGGUAAAAUGGCAAAUCGGAGCGAGCGCCUGUCGCGGGGCGCUGGUGGUGACAGCAGCGGCAGUUCUGUUGGCUGUCGUCAUCACUUGGGUGUUGUACGUCGUGGGGUCUGCACAUACUUCAGAGUUUCUGCGACUGUCAUUGCAGGGACCAAUACGCUACAACCAUCCGGAGUUACUGCGCUACAUUAGAGAACAACUCCUGAUUCCACCUUCCUCUUUGCCGUACAACCUUUUGGGGAGGCGCAACAAGGCGCUGCAGCGGAUCCUGGAUAGCGAACGAUUUUACCACGAGGCUACAGAGCUCAUCUUCAAGAACGUGAGAAGAGGAGUGUUCGUGGAAGCAGGAGCGUUGGAUGGAGAGACGAUGUCCAAUACUUUGGAGCUCGAGAAGAAUCACGGGUGGACGGGCCUGCUGGUCGAGGUCGAGAAGCCGUCAUUCGACCAGCUCGUCAACAAGCAUCGCAAGGCAUGGCUUGCGAACGUCUGCUUGUCUCCGCAUAAAUACCCUACUCAAGAACUUUUUGCUGGUAAAUCAAGUCACAUAUCUGCAGCUACGAUAGAGGAUUCCGGCUUCAAGCACCGAGCCAUGAGCAAGCUACAGAGAUACCGAGCAGGACAGCCGAGUUUAAUGAGAGGCAUCUUCAGGAAAGUGCAGUGCAUUCCCCUUUGUUCGCUGCUCGCUGCCCUGAACAUGACGAGGGUCGACCUGUUGGUUCUAGACGUUGAAGGCGCUGAGAUGGACAUCUUAAGAAACUUUGAUUUCGACGAAUUUGAUAUUCAGGCAAUUUAUUUGGAAUGGAAAAACUUCGAAGAACACCGCAAAAUUUCUGAGGAAAUUAAGAGCAAAGGCUAUCGUCUCAUCAAACAUGGCGGCGAGGAUUUCGUCUUCCUGAAGAAGGCGUCUCGAUACGACAACGUGCUCCCCGACUAUGACAUAAAUCUACCAUAGGCGUCGUCCUUAACGCGAUUUAUUCCUAAUUAAUGAACUAAAAUAUCAUUAACGUAGCUCUUUAUGAUGCACAUUCAUAUAAAUGAACGGGUCACAUUUUCCAAGUAGUGACACCCAAAGCACGAACUGAGAGGAGCACUGAUACUUAGUUGCCUAUUUACCGUCUUAGCCCGUUUACACUAGUGGCAACGACAUGCGCUUUGAGUCGUUUGCUGCAGU